Molecule: messenger RNA, 963 nt
Organism: Etheostoma spectabile (orangethroat darter)
Lineage: Eukaryota; Metazoa; Chordata; Actinopteri; Perciformes; Percidae
Exons: 4
Coding region: 195-866 (223 amino acids)
Biological process (GO): signal transduction; regulation of apoptotic process
Molecular function (GO): protein binding
Source: RefSeq, a predicted model, not a curated record
CAUUGAAAUGCAUGGCCUUAGGAUGCAGUCUGUCGAAAAAUAGACAAAGAAGAUCUGGCAGCGGAGUAAGAGGAGGACGGUGCAUCGUGUAAACAGAAGAAAAAAAUGGCAGUCUGUCUGCAAACAGCUGUUUUUGUUUAGUCGUGUGUUUUUUUUCUAAUACUCCAGCUGUUACAAUAAUGUGAUAUUCAGUCAUGGCUGAAGAACAAGCAGCAGAAAUCCGCCUACUCAGAAGCCAGAAGGUCAAGCUUAUAGACAUUCUCAGUGCCGAUGCCGAUUUUGUCCUGCAGCAUGCAGACUCUUGCUGUCUGCUGUCUGCUCACGGCUACCAGCAGGUAAAAGCUUGCCGUGUUCCUAGUGAGAAGGUGACAGACCUGCUGGAUCACAUCAUCCAGAGAGGUCCUGAAGCAGCACGGGGUCUGCUGGAACUUCUGAACGACCAGGCCCUGCAGGAAACCUUCCCAAGGCUUCACUUCAUUAAGGACCUGCAAGUCAACACACUGUCUUCAGGUAAAACAUCAAGCAAGAGAGAAACAGCUUCUGACUUACAAGAGACCAUUCCUUCCAAAAAGAUCUACACCAAAGGGUCUCGCUUAGUUAAGGAGAAGCAGCUGAUGACCGUGGCUCGUACCAUUGGCGGAUCUUGGAGGGAGAUUGGCAGACUGGCUCUGGACAUCCCCUCCGUAAAGCUGGAACAGAUUGCAGAGGACCAUUCGCUCCAUGUAGAGCGAGUGUUUGCAAUGCUGCGAUACUGGAGCACUUGCCAGAGGGAAAAAGCCACUGCUGCUCACCUGCACUCACUGCUCAGUCAGGAAGACUGGGCGUUGCCCCCUGAAAGCAUUGAUUCUCUGUUGGAGACUGACUGAGGCCGUCACUCUCUGGUACUUGCUGGGACUGAAACCCUGUUUUUUUUACUCGGAAUUAUUGUUUUUUUUAACAAAUAGACUUUUAUUUCAUAUCAGG